Molecule: messenger RNA, 855 nt
Organism: Dermacentor andersoni
Lineage: Eukaryota; Metazoa; Arthropoda; Arachnida; Ixodida; Ixodidae
Molecular function (GO): acyltransferase activity, transferring groups other than amino-acyl groups
Source: RefSeq, a predicted model, not a curated record
UCAACACUGCUAACACGCAAAUUGAUGGAUUCACUGGGCAUAUCAACCCGUCAACGAACAAGGUGCAUCAGGUAUGUACAUUUUGCUUCUUGCAUCAGUUUUAUCCUGGCAGCGUUCGUGACCGCGGUGGUGCUGGCGACUGCUCUGGAUGUAAUCAAUCGACAAGAUCUCAUCCUCGUCGACCAAGCGCAGGCAGACGCAGAUGCUGCAGGGAGCCGCAUUCUGGCGCGAUUCCAGACACUGUCCUUGCUUCGGACUGCGCGUUCCACGUUCCGCAUGGAAGGCGGCGCUAGCGGCGGAAAAGGGGAAAGACUCGACAUCUUCAACGGUCUACGCGUCAUCGGCCUGGUCUGGGUGAUCACCAUUCACACGCACAUCUACAUGGACGAAGCGCUCAUGGACAAUAACGACGAAGUAUACGAAAUGUCGAGAACAUUGGCGCGGCAAUUCAUUGUUAACGCUACUAUGAGCGUUGCAAUUUUCACGACAAUCAGUGGAUUCAUGCAAUGGAUGACAGUUUCAAAGCGAUCAAACGAAGAGCAUGGCAAGGCUAGUUGCUUCGCGAUGGUACUUCACAGGUACCUCAGGUUGUUCCCGCUUGUGUGUCUGACGGCGUGCUUCCACCACUUAGUGCCAGUUUCGGGGUAUGGUCCCCUCUGGGCCACCUUCGGAGAACUGCGCAAACGGGCCUUUCCUGACCACUGGCCAUAUUACAUCACCGGAAUGCUCAACCUGCUCGAUUUUGAAAACAUAUGCAGUCCUCAGCACUGGUAUACAGCACUGGACUUUCAAGUUUUCAUGCUCAUGCUCUACUUCACACGGAGACUAAAAAGUCAGAACAAUUCUAGUCAAUGA